UAAUUCAAAUCCGGGCAGUAAACUGCCCAGCUUGCUUCCCUCGCCGGUUGUUCGCCAGCAGCAGGCCCCCACGAUCCGGGAAACAAAGAGCCGAGGAUGUGCAGAGGAUAAACAACAAAAGGUCCGAGUGGUCAGGAGAGCCAGCAGACCAUGAGGGAGGCGAGAUCUGGACCUCGAUGUGAUGCGUUGUCUACCUGCUAAGAAACACCGUUCCAUUUGAGCUCUGCCGGUUGUCUGGAAAUGUAUUUGUUUCCUGACCACUGAUAGGGUUUGACGUAAACUGAUAGGUGCUUUAUAGGUGCGAUCUGCCGGACUGGGCUGAAAUGGGAUUUCUUCUGUCAGUGGAGCUGCUAACGUGGGUUAAAUGAGCAGCAAAGGAAGUGCUGGGAUGAAAGUGGACACCACUCGGCGACCUCACUGACUGAUAGAAACAUGUCUGCUCCAGAAACUGUGCAACCUCCCCCAGAACCUGAGGUCAGACAGAAACCCCCUCUACCCUCCAAACCCUCCAAUGGCUCCUUUGAUAUACCGCCAAUGGAAAAGGAUGCACCUUCUAGGAACUCUGGAAAUGUACUAAAGAUAGUCAGCAAAUUUAACCAGCCAGAUGUGACGCAUCCAUCUGCAACAUCUGGAGGUGCAGCUCACAGUGGCCCUAAAAAGCAAGCCAAGAGAGCACCCACAGUGAAACCAAGGCCCAGAGUCACAGUGCCAUCCCAGGUCAAGGCUGACCAGGCCCCACCGCUACCUGCGAAACGAAGACAGACACAGAAGAAGGAGACAAAAGCAGCAGGUCAAGCAGAGAGAGACUCUUGUCCUGACGUUGCGAGUGAUGGCCGAUCAGCUCCUGAUGGCAGAGAAGUGGAGGCACAGAGUGGCAGCCUGAAGCCAGAGCAGGACUACAGCACUCUCCCAGGGCCUCAGUGUGAGAAGAACUGCAGUUGCAUCUGCCAUCUGCAGCGGCCUGGCAUGAAACUAGUGUGGAUACCUGAGAAGGAAGAAGAGGGUGAAGAAGAGGACCCUGAAAGUGGAGGAGGAGGAGGAGAGGGAGAGCGUGAGAGAAUAGAGUCUGAUGAGGAAGAGGAGGAAGAAUCCGAAUUGUAUCUGAGUGGAUCUUCAGAAGAGGGGGACAGUGAGAAUGAAACCUCUGUGAUGAAUAAAACAAGAUUUAAGGCUACACUGAACCUUAUCGAGGGUCAGCUGAGGAGGAGAUCUGACCCAGGUCCAGAGGUUGUGCUCACCUCCCUCAACUCUUUACCACAGAUUAUGCCAAACCUCCCCAAGGCCCACUCUGUGUCAGAGGAGGAGUCUAUUUAUGAAGCUGUGAUUCCAGAGUUUUUUCAGUGCAAAGAUACUAGCGAUAAAACCCCCUCAAUCCAAAUCACCAAGCCUCCUCGACCUUCCAAAAGCAUCUCUGAUGGGUCUCCUCCAGCCAUACCACCCCGAAUGCCUCUGGAUAAGAAGAAAGCAAUACGGGCCCCCCGGGGUGUGCCGCUGCCUCAGCUUUCAGGUUGGUCCCACUCUCCAAAACUGCCAUCUGCUGAAUGCAGCCCUCCUGACAGCCCUCAACCUCACCAACAACCUCCACCUCCACCAGCCAAGACCAAUGGCAAACGCCUCAGCAGUCAAUCUCUGACAAUUAAAGAUGACGAUGAAGGGAGCACUGGAGGAGAUGCUGAAAAACAGGAUAAAAAACCCUCUGUUGGAAUCACUCGCCAGAAGUCACUUGACAUGGAAGCUCAUAUGCCAGAGGAGCUUCUAUACCAAAUUUAUACUGAAACAUACAUAUCUAAGGAGAUCCGUCGCCAGACUGUGUGUCGUAACAUUAGUAAGACCAGCGCAGACUUCCAGAUGGACUAUGUGCAUCCACGGAGUUCAGCCAACUUGGGAACAGGCACGGGAGAGUCCAGGAGUAGCCCCAUCCCUUCUCUGAGGCAGAACACACUCUGGCAGGACCUGCCCGAUGUCCGAGAGAGUGGCAUCUUACAGACACUCACUCCAGGGGACUGCAAGUACCAGGAGAGCAUGUUUGAGGUGUUGACAUCAGAAGUGUCAUACUUGCGUUCCCUGCGUGUGCUGACGGAGCAUUUUCUGGAAUCACGAGAACUGAAUGACACUCUUACUGUCUUGGACAAAAAAACACUCUUCUCCAACAUCCUCCGCAUCCGAGAAGUCAGCGAGAGGUUUCUUAAGGACCUGGAAGCCAGGUUGGAUGAAAGUUUACUCAUCACCGACAUCUGCGAUAUUAUCAGUUACCACGCACAGCAUAACUUCCCUGCAUACAUUGACUACGUCCGCAACCAAAUUUACCAGGAGAAGACUUUCUCCACGCUCAUGCAAAACAAUUUGCAGUUUGCCACUGUAAUCAGUCGUCUGCAGGAGUCUCCUAAAUGCCAGCGGCUGCCCUUCAUGUCCUUCCUGCUGCUGCCCUUCCAGCGAAUAACACGCAUCAAGAUUCUUGUUGAGAACAUCCUGAAGAGAACCGCCGAGGAAACGGAGAAGGAAGAGUCCGCCUCCAAAGCUCUGGCUGCUGUAUCCAAGAUUAUAGAAGAGUGUAACACCCAGGUCGGAAAGAUGAAACAGAUGGAAGAGCUCAUUGAGAUCAACAAGACACUAGAGUUUGACAAACUGAAGGCAGUGCCAAUCAUCUCGCAGACCCGUUUCCUGGAGAAGCGGGGUGAACUGCAGGAGAUGGCUAAAGGUGGAACCCUCUUCCAUCUCAAACCCAAAUUCACCCCUGUCUACCUCUUCCUCUUCAACGACCUGCUCCUCUUAGCCAACAAGAAAAGCUCAGAGCGCUACGUGGUGAUAGACCACGUCCACCGCUCUCUGGUGCAGGUGCAGACGUUAAAUGAGGAUCCUGCAACGCCAAGCCUGGAGAACGUCUUCUGCCUCACGCUGCUGGAGAACCACCAGGGACGCAUGAUGGAGAGGCUAAUAAAAGCCCCCUCACAGUCAGAUAUGCACAGAUGGCUGGCGGCAUUCCCCAACCCCGAGGAUCCAAACAGAGAGCAGGAAGAGGUCAUAUAUGAAGACUGGGACUGUCCACAAGUGCAGUGUGUCGAGCAGUACGUGGCGCAGCAGACUGACGAGCUAAAUCUGGAGCCCCCAGAGAUCGUCAAUGUUGUACGCAAAACCAACGAGGGAUGGUAUGAAGGGAUCCGUCUGUCUGAUGGUCAGAAGGGUUGGUUUCCUGUGGCGAAUGUUCUGGAGAUCACCAAUGAGCAUGUGAGGCGGCGAAAUCUGCGGGAGCGCUAUCGAGUCAUGCGGGCGGCCAGCGCUGUAACCCACAAGAUACGGACCCUUCAAUAAUCAAUAAAACAUGGACACUGCGCUGCAAGAUGCUUUGGACUCACAAUGAGAACAUUGUGCCUUUAUUAAACUGUAAAACUACUAUAGAUAUUUUACAAAAAACGCUGUUUUGAGCCUUCAAGACUGCAUUCAAGGUUCAUUAGAACAGAGAUUUUAGUUUUAAGGACAUGGGCAAACCACUGCAGUAUGAUCCGACCUACUGUACAGAGCCUGUAGAACUCCAAAUGUCAUUCUUCCCAUUUAUUUGUUGGAUAAAAUGGUUCAGCUUAAAUGUUUAAGUGAGAAACGUACAGCUUUCUGCUCUUACAUGACCUCUUUACAGGAGUGUGCGAGUGUGUGUGAAUGUGUCUUUGUAUGUGUGUGUGCUUGGCUGUGUGUGUGGUUUGUCAAAAAAUUAAAUUCAGUUGCCAGCACUGAAAUUCCUGCUAAGCACAGCUUCUUAAACAGGGCCUAUAUCUUUAAGCUAUAAUAAAGCUGGCAAUCACGAUUAUGCUUAACAUUCUCUUCAAACCUGUGUAGUGUCUCUCAUGUGGUUGCCAUAUUUGCCAUAAUUUUAGCUCUGCAAGUAAAACGAACAAACUGGAGCUCAUUUAUGAGCCACUCAAAUGACUUGCAGUUCAUUUGUUGUCAUGAUAUGCCAUUUUCUUUUUAUAGCUCACCUUUUGGUGUAACCUGCCUUGACAGUUGAGAAACCAGAGCCAAUUCCAAACAGAACCAUAAGCAUGUAAAGAACAGUUCAAACACUUAAUUGAAAAGGUGAUUUCCUUUGAAAUCAUUUUAGUCUGAUAACCCUUACAGUGAAUGUUCUACUCUUCUUACAGAAUUUAGUCGACUUUUAGUUCUUGGACAUGAUGUAUUUUGACUUUAUUAAAUAAAGAGCGAAACUCUUCAGAAAAAUGUAUUAUUAAAACUACACUUUUAACAGUGUAAAUUAUUUUA
This is a messenger RNA of Pygocentrus nattereri (red-bellied piranha), 4248 nucleotides long. RefSeq names its product rho guanine nucleotide exchange factor 15 (gene arhgef15b). The coding region runs from base 433 to 3309 and encodes 958 amino acids. Gene Ontology annotation, molecular function: guanyl-nucleotide exchange factor activity; protein binding. The transcript is spliced from 16 exons. Gene Ontology annotation, biological process: activation of GTPase activity. The record is from RefSeq and is a predicted model, not a curated record. Lineage: Eukaryota; Metazoa; Chordata; Actinopteri; Characiformes; Serrasalmidae.